CACUAAGGAAGAAGGACGUUGCGCUGCGCUCUUGUGUUUGUUGUGAUUCAGCUGAAGAAAGGUUUGUGUUUGCAAACACUGAGGAGUUUGCAUCGAUACAAAGUUUAGUCAACUUUAUAAAUACAGGAGCUUUAAACUGAUUUAAUUGUUAUCGAAUGUAACGGUGUAAUGCUUUAUCUAACAACAGUUAACUUAUUGUGUCCAGAAAAACCUCCCAUUAUAAAGAUGGCGUUUAUUAAAGAGGAGAACGAAUUCUUCAGGAUUGAAGAAGUAUUCAGUAUGAAACAAGAAGAGACUGAGGAACAAACAGACCAUGUGGCACUGAAAGAGGAGAAUGAAGUACUAAAUCAAAUGGAAGAGAAAGAUCAUUAUUUCAAAACUGAAGAGAAAACUUUUAAAAGCUCACAAAUGGAAAAAACUUCUGCUCGAAAAAGAGCUCAAAAGACAGGAACUUUCUUUUUUACUUGCUUUGAUUGUGGAAAGGGUUUCAGUCAACAUGAAGAUCUUAGAGUCCACAUGAGAAUUCACAAUGGAGAGAUGCCUUACACCUGCCAACAGUGUGGAAAAGGUUUUACUGAAAAAGGAAACCUUAAAGCUCACAUGAGAAUUCACACUGAUGUGAAACCAUAUGUAUGCCCUCAGUGCGGAAAGAGUUGCACUCAAAAAGCAGCCCUUACAAGCCACAUGAGAGUUCACUCCGAAGAGAAGCCUUUCACCUGCAAACUGUGUGGAAAAAGCUUUAGAUCAGAACCAAGCUUAAGGUAUCAUAUGGCCGUUCACACUGGAGAGAAGCCAUUCACAUGUGAUCAGUGUGGAAUAGGUUUCGCACGUAAAUCACGCCUUACUUCCCACCUGAAAGUUCACUCAAGAGUGAACUCAUUUAUGUGUCAUCGAUGUGGAGUGUCUUUCCAUAGCAGGAAACGCCUUAACAGGCAUGUAAUAAUUCAUCCAGGAGAGAAGCCUUUCAAAUGCCCGGAGUGUGAAAAGAGUUUCCGAUUCAAUAGAUACCUUAAGACUCACAUGAGAAUGCACACUGGAGAGAAGCCUUUCAUGUGUAAUCUGUGUGGAAGGGGUUUUAGUCAUAAAGCUAGCUUGAAGACUCACACAAGAAUUCACACUGGAGAGAAACCUUUUGCAUGCCCUCAGUGCGGAAUUAAUUUUGCGUAUAAAGAAUCCCUUGAUUGCCACAUGAGAACUCACACUGGAGAAAGGCCUUACACCUGCAAAUUGUGUGGGAAGAGCUUCUCAGAUAAAGGAAAUCUUAAGUAUCACAUGAGAAUUCACACUGGAGAGAAGCCUUACAAAUGUGAUCAGUGUGGAAAGAGUUUCAGACAUAAGAAAACCCUUACUUACCACACAAGGUUUCACUUAAGAGAGAACUCUUUUAAAUGUCAUCAGUGUGGACAGAAUUUCACCAACAAUAAAGAGCUUAAGAAGCAUGUAAGAACUCACAUUGGAGAGAAACCUUUCAUGUGCCAUCAGUGUGGGAAAAGUUUCACACUUAAAGGAAGCCUCAAGACUCACAUGAUAAUUCACACUGGAAAAAGACCUUUCACGUGUCGUCACUGUAGAAAGACUUUCAGAUUGAAAGGAAACCUCCAGACUCACAUGCGAAUUCACACUGGAGAGAAGCCUUUUGUGUGUAUUCAGUGUGAAAAAUGUUUUACGUACCAAAGAGACCUGAAACGUCAUUUGGAAAGUCAUUCUGGAAAGAAACUGCAGUGUUCUGAGUGUGACAAGAGGUUUACAAAAAGGGGAAAUUUUAAAAAUCACAUGGGCAUUCACUCUGGAGGGAGGCGAUUUAAUUGUGAUCAGUGUCAUAAAAAAUGUCUUUUGCCAUCACACUUAAAGAUACACCUGAAAAGUCAUGCAGAUGUGAGACGCUAUGUCUGUCCUUCAUGUGGAAAGAGAUUUAAAUGGCUCAGCAACUUAAAAUGGCACCAGAAAAUACGGAUCUGUGUAAAAGUAAGGCUACGUCGGCAUCGGUAGCCUUGUGGGCUGCGUGCCGACAUAUGACCUGUCAGAUCUCCACUAUCCUAUCAAGAAAAAUGCAAAACCGCCAAAAAAAGGCUACAGUCACACCGCAGUUGAAUGUGGGCCAAAUAUGAACUUCUGACGUCAGAAACAAAAUAUUAAAUAAACGUUUGUUCUGCUGUGAAAUGCCACAAUGUGAAUUGAAGAUUAUAAAUAAAACGACAUAAACUGUGAAAUUA
Molecule: messenger RNA, 2213 nt
Organism: Labeo rohita (rohu)
Lineage: Eukaryota; Metazoa; Chordata; Actinopteri; Cypriniformes; Cyprinidae
Product: gastrula zinc finger protein XlCGF57.1
Exons: 3
Coding region: 169-1989 (606 amino acids)
Biological process (GO): negative regulation of transcription by RNA polymerase II
Cellular component (GO): nucleus
Molecular function (GO): DNA-binding transcription repressor activity, RNA polymerase II-specific
Source: RefSeq, a predicted model, not a curated record